AUGUCCAUGCUGACUUUUGACAGCAAUGACAAUGGCACAGAGUGUGACUGGUAUAUGAAGAAGUCCCCAAGGUUCAAAGUGAGGAAAUACACAGAACAUGCACAUAUAACUCCUUGUUCCAAGCAAUCUGUGUCACAUCAGAUUCCAUGUGAAGAUAGAGAGCUAUGUUUCUCUUCAUCUGACUCUGGCUCCUCUUCCACCUCAGAAGAUGAGCGGCCCAAGAGAUCCCAUGUGAAGAAUGGUGAGGUAGGCAGGCGGCGGAGACAUUCCCCUUCUCGGAGUGCCUCUCCAUCACCUCGAAAGCGCCAAAAAAAGACUUCCCCUCAGAUGCAGAUGGGAAAGCGAUGGCAGUCGCCAGUCACUAAAAGUAGAAGGAGGAGAAGUCCCUCCCCACCUCCUGCCAGAAGGCUACGAUCUCCUUCUCCAGCCCCUCCUCCUCCUCCCCCACCUCCUCCUCUGCGGUGCAGAUCUCCCACCCCACCGCCUCAACGAAGGACCCCUUCUCCCCCACGCCGCCGCUCACCACCGUCUCCAAGAAGAUACUCUCCCCCCAUCCAGAGGAGAUACUCUCCUUCCCCACCUCCAAAGAGGAGAACCGCCUCGCCCCCGCCCCCGCCCCCGCCCCCGCCCCCGCCCCCGCCCAAGGGAAGGGUCCCAUCUCCACCACCAAAGCGCCGGGUCUCUCACUCUCCACCUCCUAAACAAAGAAGCCCCCCAGUCACCAAGAGAUGCUCACCCUCCUUAUCUUCAAAGCAUAGGAAAGGGUCUUCCCCAGGCCGCUCCACCCGGGAGGCCCGGUCACCACAACCAAACAAAAGGCAUUCGCCCUCACCACGGCCUCGGGCUCCUCAGACCUCUAGCCCUCCCCCUGCUGGAAGAGGAGCUUCAGAGUCCCCCCAUGGAAGGCAGUCCCCAUCUCCGAGUACCAGGCCUAUCAGGAGAGUCUCCACGACUCCGGAGCCCAAAAAGAUGAAAAAGGCUGCAUCACCAAGCCCUCAGUCUGUAAGAAGGGUUUCAUCUUCCAGAUCUGUCUCUGGAUCUCCUCAGCCAGCAGCUAAAAAGCCUCCAGCGCCUCCCUCUCCUGUGCAGUCUCAGUCACCCUCCACAAACUGGUCACCUGCAGUACCAGCCAAGAAUGCUAAAAGCCCAACCCCAAGCCCGUCCCCUGCCAGGAAUUCUGAUCAAGAAGGAGGUGGAAAGAAAAAGAAGAAGAAGAAGGACAAGAAACACAAGAAGGAUAAGAAACACAAGAAGCACAAAAAACAUAAGAAGGAGAAGGUUGUGGCCGUAGCCCCAGCCCCUGCAGCCCCUGCAGCUGUUUCUGCUGCCGCCACCACAUCAGCACAGGAAGAGCCUGCAGCAGCACCAGAGCCCAGGAAGGAGACUGGGAGUGAGGCUGAAGAUGACAACCUUGAUGACUUAGAGAGGCACCUGAGGGAGAAGGCGCUGCGAUCCAUGUGGAAGGCUCAAGUGUCCCCACAGUCCUAGGCGGGCGUGUUGGUUACCUUGUAAAUUUUAUUUGGUUUGUACUCAA
This is a messenger RNA of Arvicanthis niloticus (Nile rat), 1534 nucleotides long. The record is from RefSeq and is a predicted model, not a curated record. NCBI's taxonomy places the organism in Eukaryota, Metazoa, Chordata, Mammalia, Rodentia, Muridae.